AUGUCCAGUGAAUCAAUAAGAUAUGAGUGCCCUCCAACUUGUCCUAAAGUGAAAGAAUACCUUCGUGCAAAAAUCAAAAAAGAGCCUUGGCUGUCGGAUGGAAUUUUUCCACGAAAAAACGAUGCAUAUCCAUUACCGGAUGUUCCAAGAAUUCCUAAUGCAGAAUUCAGAGAAAUACAAGAAGAGGUGAUCGAUGUAGUUAAUACAAAACCAAUCAAUUAUUAUGAGAAAAUUGAGGAAGUACCAUUGAAAGUGAUAGAAGAUAUCGUUAAAGUAACUCCUAUCCCAGAAGAAGCAGUUGUAAAGGAAAAAGAAAUCAUCUACGAAGAGCCUUGGCUGUUGAAUGAAAUUCCUCCGAAGGAAAAUGAUAUAUAUCUACCUUCACCUGAUGUUACCCAGGAGAUCAAAGAAAUACAAGAAGAGGUAAUUGAUGUAGUUCCUGAAAAAAUUGAGGAGAUACCAGAAGUGAUAGAAGAUAUCGUCGAAGUAACCCCUAUUCCAGAAGAAAUAGUUGUCCAGGAAAAUGAAAUUUCCAGGGAAAUUCAGGAAAAAGAAAUUAUCCGAAAAGAACCUUGGCUGUUGAAUGAAAUUCCUCCAGAGAAAAACGAAGUAUAUCCAUCACCGGAUGUGUUCAGAGAAAUAGAAGAAGAAGUGAUUGACGUAGUUAAUAAAAAACCAAUCAAUUAUAUUGAAAAAAUUGAGGAAAUACCAUCAAAAGACAUCGUUGAAGUAACGCCUAUCCCAGAGAAAGCAGUUAUCGAGGAAAAAAAAAUUGUAAUUAAUAAAAAAUCAAUCGAUUAUAAUGAAAAAAUUGAGGAGAUACCAUCAAACGAGGUUGUCGAAAUAACGCCUAUCCCAGAGAAAGCAGUUAUCGAGGAAACAAAAAUUGUGAUUGAUGUAGUUAAUAAAAAACCAAUCGAUUAUAAUGAAAAAAUUGAGGAAAUACCAUCAAACAAGAUCGUCGAAGUAACGCCUAUCCCAGAGAAAGCAGUUAUCGAGGAAACAAAAAUUGUCCAAGAAUUGGCGGAAAGGAUAGUGAAUCAUAAUGAGAAAAUCGAUUUGGUUGAAGAAGAGGUUGAAGAAGAUGCGAUCAUUCAGAAAGAAGUUGCCAUCCCGAUGGAAAGGAUAGCAAAUUAUGAAGAAAAAAUUGAUUUAAUCAAAAAGAAAGAAUUAGUAAAUGAAAUAACUGUAGCGGAACCGGUAAAAGAGAUACCAGUUGAAAAACCUGAAAUAAUCGAGGCUGAAAAUGAGCGGGCAGCAGAAAUCGAACCUGAAUUGCCGGAGGAAGAAUAUUUUGAACCUGAGAAGCAUGUAGAAUAUGACGAGGACGAAGAAGGCAUUACCGAUUACGAAAAAUUUAUCGCCGAAGAAUUGCGGGACGCUCUAAGAAAAAAUAAAAUUCCGGAGAAGCCAAGAGAGAUGCCUCGAGAAAUUCCCAGGAAUGCGGUCUAUGAGGAAAUUGAUCGCAACAAUGCCAGACCAUCAAGAGAGCCUGAAGAACGACGAAUUAAAAAAGAAGUACCUGCAAAAGUAAACCGAAUUAUCUCGCGCAAACCUAAAAUUGCAGAUGUUUGCGAUGAGACGUGCCCUUUCGUAAAAGAGCAGAAAGAACGUUUUAUGCGCAAAUUGAAGGAACGACAACGGGUCAUAGAUCAUUAUUAUCUGACAAAGGGCUUCAACUAUUUCGAAGACGUAUGCACGUGUUCUCUAGCUUGCAUGGUGUACGCUCUAAGCAGGGAUCCAUUCGUGAGAAGCGUAUUCGCGUCUCUCGCAUUGUUUGCGGUCGGAUUAAAGCUGUGCUCUGAGCUGGAUGCAUGGGAGAUGCCAAAUCGCGUUUCAUAAGAUCAGAUAUUGACAUCAGUCGCUGUAUAAUCAUUAUUAAAACUAUC
Messenger RNA from Cataglyphis hispanica, 1889 nucleotides. RefSeq names its product titin-like. The coding region runs from base 1 to 1842 and encodes 613 amino acids. The transcript is spliced from 4 exons. Lineage: Eukaryota; Metazoa; Arthropoda; Insecta; Hymenoptera; Formicidae. The record is from RefSeq and is a predicted model, not a curated record.